Linum tenue is the source of this 1167-nucleotide messenger RNA. The record is from the annotation of a GenBank genome assembly. Lineage: Eukaryota; Viridiplantae; Streptophyta; Magnoliopsida; Malpighiales; Linaceae.
AUGGCCGGCAACCGCAGCAAUUUCGCCGGAGCUGAGAUCCACCAGCCGUUCGAGCACUUCUUCAAGGCGAUAUCACCGGAAACAGUCCAAAACAAGAAAAUGAUGCUUCCGGAGAAGUUUGGGCUCACUUUCAGGGGCAAGCUUCCUACACAGGCGAAGCUGAAAGUACCAAACGGCAAGGUUUGGACUGUUGGGUUGACGAGAGAGAGGAACCCAAACAGAGUGUGGCUGGACUCCGGGUUCGGAGAUUUCCUCGAUUACCACUCCGUCAUGGCACAAUACUUGCUCAUGUUCAAGUAUGAUGGCCGCUCCAGCUUCAACGUAGUCAUUUGCGACACCACAGCCUGCGAGGUUGUCUUUCCCAGGGCGUACCCUCAGGCUUCUUCUGAUCAAGAAGACAGCGACAUGGACGACGAUUCUGAGUUUAACGCCGACGAGCCCAGUGAAGAGGAGGAAGAAGAAGAAGAAGAAAUCAGCGAUUCCAAUUCUGACAGUGAAGAGGGGUUCGUUCUCGGCGCCAAUGACAAAAGCAAACAAGCGGAGGAUGGAAAUCGCCGCGGUGGGUCUGCCUCUGGGUCUCGCCGGAGGGUGACCAAACCAGAUGCCGGCAACGAUCGUGCAGCAGGAAAUGGUGCUUCAGGGUCCCGGCAACGGUCCUGGAAACGUCCAAAUGCAGCCACAGGGAGGGACAGGGUUCUGUGGAGGCGGCUGGAAGCGUCAAAGAUCGCCACAUCAACCAAAUUCAAGAACAGUAUCAAGGACUUGUCUCCAGGGAGCAAGAGAGCAGUGGAGAGAGCCAUUUGCAGCAAGACAAGGAACCCUUCUGCAUUGGUGGUCAUGAUGAAAUUCCAUAUCUAUCCAGGGUUCAUGUACCUUCCAAAUAAGUUUGCAAAGACCCACUUUCCUAGAGACCGGGAAGAGGUGACCCUUCGUGCCUGUGAAGAUAAGAGGGCAUCCGGGUGGGAAUUGCAGGUUUAUGGCAACAGAAACGAUAAGAAUGUCUUCUUUUUCAGAGAAUGGGGCAGGUUUCGCUGUGUUAAUGACUUAGUCGAGGGAGAUGCUUGUUUGCUGGAGCUCAUCCACGAGAAGAAGAAGAAAGUUGUCAAUGUUCAUAUUUUUAGGGCUUGACGACUCCUCGGUGGGGAUUUAGUGGGUGUUACAAUGUAG